Catharus ustulatus (Swainson's thrush) is the source of this 11580-nucleotide messenger RNA. RefSeq names its product interleukin 6 (gene IL6). Bases 10677 to 11432 code for a protein of 251 amino acids. Gene Ontology annotation, cellular component: extracellular region. NCBI's taxonomy places the organism in Eukaryota, Metazoa, Chordata, Aves, Passeriformes, Turdidae. Gene Ontology annotation, molecular function: growth factor activity; interleukin-6 receptor binding; cytokine activity. Gene Ontology annotation, biological process: positive regulation of cell population proliferation; T-helper 17 cell lineage commitment; immune response. The transcript has 3 exons. The record is from RefSeq and is a predicted model, not a curated record.
UGCUCUUGGUCCCACAGCAGGGAGAGGAGCUGCUUCCCCUCCGUUUGAGCCUGUAAAAUACCUUGCAGAGUUUUCAGCAGCUUCACUGUGAAGCUUGCACCCAAGGAGUGGGAAUGCUCUCCCCUGCCAGAGGAGGAACCACCUCUGGCAUCAGCUCAUUCCUGUUACUAAUUCCAGCUGACAUGCAGUACAUCUCACCAUACCACAGUGCAGCACAGGACUGUGUGUAGUGGAGGCAUCAGACAUAGCUGAAGAAAUGAUGCUCCUUUUCCACAUCAGAAAGAGGGCACUGAGGAUGACAUUACAGACAUCAGGAGCUGUGGUUCACAAAGUCUGACCCUGUGGUUUCUGAAUCAUCUGCUUUAUGGCAGCACUCCGCCCCAACCAGGCCCUGUGGCAAUGCCAGCAGUCCCUUGCCCUGGACAUUUGUGUUUGAGGUGUAACAUCAUCCCUGAGCUCCAGAGCAAGUGACAUCAUGAGCCAAUGGUCCCCUGUAGUGAUCACUUACACAUCACCUAAUAGCCAUUCAAUUUGUAAAUAGCCACAUCAUUAAAUAUGCCCCAUUUCAGCACCAAAAAGCCCCCAUUCUAGAUUCUCAUUCCUAAUACAUUAUGUGGCCAAGACAAAAAAUCUGAGCAGCUUUCCCACAAUUUGGACAUGCCACGAGUCACUCCUUUAGAGCUUUCAAAGAUAAAAGGAAGUAUUUUCUAUUUAGUUUCUAUUUCUAUUUUCUAUUAAAUAAUUUAGAAUUUACUAAAAACAUUCCAGAUUACUGAAGGGAAUAAACUGAAGAUGACGAAAACUCUUGCUGAUAUUUGUUAGGGUGCAGAGUAACCUUGGCUUGCAUUAGUGUAAGGAUGCUUUUCAUGUGACUUUGUUCUUCUGGAUAAACUCUUGGUGAGAAUGACAGGCUGCAAAUGCUGAAGCAAGAAGCAAAAGUGAAAAACACAAUAAGAAAGAGCAGAAAGUAGACUAAAUACGUGCACAAGUUGCUCCAGAGGACUUCACCAGUGCUUUAUCAGGAAAAUAAAUAUUUUCUGAGACUAUCUGAGGAAAUUAUAUUCCAUGACUUUUUCAGUCCAGUCAAAGCCUAAAAUUGUCUAUACUUUGUAGUGUGAUGCUGUUUUAAGACUGAAACGAAGCCUAUCACACACAAUACCACAAAAAGGAGCAGCCUAGGCAAAAGGAGAUUUUGGGGAAAACACGUUUGGUGAAGCUUAAACUAGGUGCAGGGGAGAAGGUUGAGGAUACAAAAAAUAUAUGUAUCAGUAGGGAACUAACAGCAAACUUCAGAAGUAUCAAGGAACCGUGGGAUUACAGAUUCCUACAGAUGUCAGGGGGAGCUAUUCAGGGAAAGACCUUUACUGAACAAAUUAGAAGUGUUACAACCCUUUUUUCAAAUUAAAAAAAGUAAUCUAUUUCAAAAAUCUUAAACAAUAAGUAUCACUUCUGGCAAGUGGCCACAGAAAAUCUAUUUCAAAAUAAUAAAGCUUGUUACUACAGAAAACCUGUGACUUCAUUUUGGAAUUAUCAAAUAUCCUAAUCCCAUCAUGUACUUUGAAACAUUUAAUCUUCACACUGUAAGAAGAGUUACUUUAGGCUAUAUCAUGAUUACUUGUGCUUAAGGGACCGACUUGAAGGGAGAAGUGUCAGAACAGGUAGAGUGGCUUUGUCCCCAGGCAAAGAAGUAUCCUGCGUCAGUGACAAGCAAAGGACUUCAAACAGAUGUCAUCUAAUACUUGCAACUAGUAAUUCCUCCUUUUCUGAUAUCAUCUGACUUAUUUUCCUCCUUGUGGUAUCACAAAAUUAGUACGUUUCUUACUAUGCUAGCCUCGGUUCUGAUGGUACUGCUUUUAAAAGGGUUUCCUCAAAGCCUAAUGAGAAGAAGCUCAGGCUCAGAAUAAUACAGAUUUUUGGAGGGAUGGUGGAAGUCAUUUCCCACUUUGUCUGUCUUUCCUUUUAAGUGCCAGUUUCAUAAUGAAUUAAAUAAAAAUGUUCCCAUUGAUUCACCCUCUUACAGUAAUUUUACAUUGUCUUUGAGAAAGUUUUAAAACAAUCUGUGAUACUGAUCUUAUUCUUCUGAGAAGCAGAUAUUUUCAUUUCCCCUGUGACUGAUUCCCUGAAAUUAUUUACAAAAAUUUUCUCAGUAGGGUACAUGAUAGGGAAGAUACAAAACAUGGAACAAAAAAGUAAUGGAAUUCUAGAAAUGCUAAAAGAGUCUUCCAACCAUUUUUUUCAUCAUCAUAAGCCAGGAAAGUCAGCUGUGUUUUCCUGACUGUUUGCAGGCUUUGUAUUCUGCAGAUAUUCUCUGUAGACCCAACAGCACUGGGAGCUCUGCUUAAACCAUAUGUCCACACAUCAAUGCUCCUUUCAAAAGCUGUGUUUCCAGGGGUUAUCAGCUCAUGAAAUUUGCUGUCUAAAGGGUCUUGCAACCCCAUCACAUAGCAGAAAAAGUUGACAGCUGUGGACUUACCCAUUCAGAUGGCAAAGCAAUGCACUGACAGUGGUCAUGAGGCUGCAUGACUCUCUUUGAUCUUUCAUCAGGCAUGUGAAGUUCUACCAAAAUCAAUGGAGUUACAACAGUUUAAAGCAUUCAAUGGCUUUCCGUGGGCAAGAGGGUAGAGCUGACCAAAAAAGACCAGUCAAGGAAUAAUAAUAACAAUAAUAAUACUUUGUCCUAAAUAUUGUCUGGAGUUGAAGGCAGGCGGGUUGACAAAAAUCCUCAUGAAUUCAAAUUGACUUUAGCUACUAGCUUUGUUUGUUAAUAAAAAGUGAUGACCACAUCAAUGUCUUAAAACUUUCUCCUUUUUUAAUCUGCUUUCAAGACUGUCCACUGCUUUGGAGGUAUGAGAGGUGAAAUUUAUUUUGAGACGACGUAUAAUAUAUAUAAUAUAAAAUAUAUACACAUUUUUCAUGCUCAACACAAAGUCACAGUGAUUUUUAUUAAUUUGUUAUUGAUACUCUCCCAGGAGUCAGGCAUUGCAUCUUGCUCCAUCCUACUGACACAAGUGUUCAGGCAGGCAGAGAGUCACUCAGAUCACAGACUGGAUCCUAACGAAAACGAUUAAAUUCCUUUGGUGUCUUAUUUUCCAGCUAGAUCCCCUCCUCAGUCUGACAUAAUGGCUCAAACACCAGUGCUGAAACACAUGGAAAGUGGUGAGAAAAAGUGACUCGUGGCAGAAGUCAGACUACAGACUGGCAGUGAUACUCUCUUUUGGCAGCAUCUUUGCCAUAUUUGUACCUAUUUGGUAGCAUGUCCCCGCUUCCCAGGAAUUAGCAGGGCUCAUUGAAAGAGCUUGAAACUAAAUCUGAAUAAUAAAUAAGCCCGGGGCCGGUACACUCAUGUAUGAUUCUAUGUUUCUAUAUCAGUUUAUAACAGUUGUGGAACUACAUGCUAAAUGUCAAGCAGAAAGCAGCAGAUUUCACUAAACAGUUGUGUGGUACCCAGGCUAAAUGGGACAUUUAAUGUGCAGUUGGUAACAGCAUAGGAUGCUCCAUGGAAUGUCUUCUAUAUGACUUUAAAAAAAAAUAAUAGGAUGUCAAAUUUUAGAAAGUAAUAAUUUUUUCAAAAUGUGUAAAAUAUGGAACUUCCCACUAGAAAAAUUGCAUAGAUUAUUGCAAACAGAUAAUGAAAUAGUAUUAAAUGAAACACAAAAGUGUAAUUUACCCUUCCUUUAAAAUGCCUGUAACUCUGACCAAGGCCUCUGCUCUCUGUUCAUGUUUGCCAAUUGUUCCUGUAUACAUAGGGAAUAAAGACAGUACCCCUUGUUGCAUUCACGUAGGCAUGUUUUGAAAGUCUAGGUACUUUCAAAAUACUGAAAAGUCCAGACAAGGAGUAUCAGAAAAAAAGUAGACCAUAGAGAUCUCAAUAUUUCAGCAUUUGUGAGUAACAAUGAAAAUCUAAGUAAGAGCAGCAGGGAGUGGUGGUUGAUGAUGCCGAACUAAAGUACAAAGGGAGAUUCCCAACAAGUUCCCUGUCCACACCAAAACUGCCAUUGUCACACAUAGCUGCAUCUGCAGAGGAUGUAGCUCUGUGCUACAGCUGUAGGAAAGGGCUAGGGGAAGGGGAUGUUUCGUAUCAGAGUGGUUCAUCUUGACUGCUUCUGGUUUUUAUUUUUAACUGCUGGUCUUCCACGUAAUUUUAACAUCAGCAGGGGAAGCUGAGUGCAGUCUGCAUUUUUGAUGAGCGAUACCAGGGGACUUCACAGCAAGGAGCGCCUGACCAGAGCGGGCAGAGCUGUGGUGCUGCCCUGCCAGGCACACACAGAUCCCCUGCCAAGGAAGGGGUGUGUGAGAGCUGGUGUUGCAUGAGAAGCUCUUGCACUAGUACAAAAGAAACUCCAGGGAGAGGAAGCAGGUGUGACUCCCAGGUAGCCAGGACCCUUUGCCACCCAAUCCUCCCGGGUUUCACCAUAGAAACCAGCUCUUCCUUCCAAAAACCAGCCCAUGGAGGAAGUGAGGCUUUCUCCUACGCCCAGGCUUACUCAACAGCUCUGGGGUCAGCAUGUCCCUGGAAAUCACUUUCUAUUUCUGCCCAAGGUCUGAAUUUUCUGUACUACCUAUUUGAGCAAACUUCCCUCAGAAUCCAGGUCAACCCACUGAGGUGACACACAGGCUCCUGAUCUUCUCUGACAAAAAAAACGGUUCACUUUAAGACAAGGCAUAGAAAAACAUCUUGGCCAAUAUUCUUCUUGGGAGUUGGGAGACUUUCCUGUAAAGGAGUAAAUCUGGGCUCAUAAUCCGUUUAAAUAAAGAAGGGAUAUGAUUCAACAUCUCCCACAUCCUGGUUAAGCAAUCUAAACAAAAAAGCAACACACCAUCUAACUGGCCAUCUAAAGGAAAAAAUUAGUUGGACCUAGACCACUCAGAUCCUCUAGUGAAGGGAUCAAAAUCUUUAUAGCUGACCUGGCCCCCAGGACACUUUUGCUUCAAGAACAGCAGUGUGGGAAGAGUAAAUAUCCAGAUCCAGAACAAUCUAUUAAUCCUCUUAUAGUGUGCUAGCAUGCAAUUAGAAAGGGUUCCUGCUAUGGUAAGUAGGUUCCCUUUCACAAAUUCUGUCCAGAAUAAUAAAGUUUGCUAGAACUCACCUAGAAAGGAAGAAAGACACAAAUCCCACAAUGUGUAAGGUACUUUCUGAGUAAUGACACUCAGUUUUCUCAACAAAAUGGUAUGACCAAAGUGAUAAACUCCACAGCAGCUUCACUGCAUCACUGCAGGACUCUUGAGCUAGACAACCUUUAUGAGAGCACACAACACUCAUUGAAGGUGCACUCUGCAUUUUGGUUUUCCAGUUACCCAUCUGCUAAGAGAAACUUCCAACACAUAUAAGGUGGUAUUGAAAAGUUAGCUCCCAAAAGGAAUGUACUGGAGCCUUGCAUCUCAUUCUGACAAUGGAGUUACAAUACUUUUACCACUGAUACCACCCAACUUCUGAUCUCACUACAGAGAGAAAACACUGUUUUCCAGAAAAAAUACAAAAAAUUUGUUAAGUGACUUGGUUUAUAUGUAGGUAAUUUACAAAGUCACAAAAAGGCAAUCACUAGGAAAAGCAGAAUGAGAAUGCAAGAGAAUGCACGGCUAAAUGUCAAACCAAGUGAGUCAAUAGUCUGACAAGGAAAUUAUGGGCACAAAAACAUUGAACAUGGACAAGGGUAAAGAUAGUUAGAUUUACAGAUGUCUCGUGAAAUGACACAUGAGCUUUUAUUUAAGAGUGAAAUGGAUCCUCUUUACUGAGGUGAGCUAGACUUGGUAUGCAUUUAUGAGUGGGAUUAUAAACAUUGACACCCUUCAGUUUCCUUUGGCAUUGAGCAAGUUCCUUGGAGGGAAAACCCCCCUUUUGAACGCUUUGUAAAACACAAUCUACAUCUAAUGUACCAUGUCAAAAACGGCAAACAAUAAAAAUAAAUACACCAUUCAAUACCUCCCAUACACUCACGCUCUUCACUGUGUUCUCUUUUCAGCUCUGUCAUCUUCUCUGGUGACUGAAAUACUUCACUUUUCUUCAUCAUAUAACUUCUUUGAAUUUUCAUCUUUCAUGCUUAGAAAGCAAGCGCAAUGGGAACUGAGAAGUUCCUUAAACACAAGUGGAACUUACAGUCAAUUAAUGCUUAAAAACAGAGAUUUUUUUUUAGAAGUACAGCCCUACAAUAAUUCAAAACACAAUGCUGACAAAAUGAGAUCCCUGUCAAAACAGCGUGUUGUCCUAGUGAGUGAUGCUCACAAAACAAGCCAGACAACAGCAUGCUGCUUGUGAAAGACCCAAGGCCACCAGUAUUUCUAACUUGGCCAGCUCUGAGUUCUAGUGGUCUCAUGCAGCCCUAAAAGGGGCACCACCCACCCCACCCGGCACACUGUGGAGACAAAGCAACAGCUACCUUCCUUCCAUGAGAAAAGUCUGUCAAAUUGCUUCCUGAUGCCAUUAUCAGCACAGCCACAGCAGCAAAGUGCUCCUAGGGCAAAUCUACUGUCAGGUGCCACAAUAUUCUCAUUUCAGCAUUAAAAUGCCUUCAAUCAUUUUGACUUGAAGGACAUGUGUCUAUUAGAUGUGUCUUGUACCAUUCAGAUAUUCCCCAAGAACCAUUGUAUUUAGGACCUCCUUCAUCUAGGACUGCAUGGUUGGAAGUUGUUGUCUACUGGAAGUUGACUAGAGAAGACCAUAGCAUUAUUUAUCUUCUUGAAAUUGAGCAUGUAAAGCUGAAAACCAGGACAUAAUUACAAGGUAAGUAAAAAUUUUACUUCUAAACCUCUGAUUUAGCUUAAAGCAAGGAAAUUCAUGGUAUUUGCAUAUGAUGCACUCAAGAAAAAAAUUCAAGUCUUACUACACAUCUUAGUCUUAUUGAAAAAUGAUGCAAGUCUUCCUUUAGGAAAGAAAAAUGAGCAAUCCCCAAAGCUUUUCACCCAAAAAUCCCCAAAAAAUUUGCAGUUACCUGGCAAAUCACCAACAGUUAAGCAAAGAACUUGACAAGCCACAAAAGCAAUGGGCUGUUAGUCAAAUGUACCAGUGCUCUUUGGUGACAUACAGCUUGUCAAAGCAAUGUUUGCUUAUGAGAAACAUGAACACAAGGUAUUACUGACCUGUUCAACCUGUUCACUUCAAAUACAACACAGGGCAGCUUGGUUUAAUGUUACAAAGAACUCUGACACUCUACAAGAUCUGUAGGAAUUCAAGUUCCCUUGUUACAAACUUUGAGGAAUUUAAAAAUAUGUCAGGGGAACCAGAUAUCAGCUUUCCUCCUUAUUCAAACUAUUUGGAAGUGAUAUUUGCUUAGUGAUUGUCAUGAUCUCACUUCUGACAAUUGGCAUUCUCUUUCACAGACAAUCUAACACUUCUAUAGAAUAACACCAUAUUUUAAAUUGUAUUUCUUCUCUUACUAUCAGCAGUACUAUUUUAAGUCAUAAUCCCCAAAUAAACAUUACUGUUUUUCUUACUACUGUAAAAUAGUGGAGAUUGUUAGAAAGAGGACAGUCAAACCAAACACACAUUGGAGUGGAACUUACUGCAACCCCAAUAAUUCUACCUCAUUAAAAGACCUUAUUUUUCCUUCUAUGAAUGCCAUUUGUGUUGACUCACAACACUCAGCAAGCAAGGUCUCCUGCUGCUGCCAGUGGCACUGGGUUUUGCUCUGGCACAUGGUGGGGCUCCUUGUAGACAUGAUGGCUGCUGGCUGAUGGAAGAGGGGAGACAGGCUUUGACCAUGACAACUCCGCGGUUUGUUGAAUUCCUUAGUGGCAAUAACAUUUUCAUGUUGGUGUCACCCACCACUCCUGAAAACAGGCUCCUCUGCAAAUCUCCCAGGUUAUCAAGAGCAAAAGUGGCACAGGCUUGCUCCCAGGCAGAACAAUUCUAGAAGAAAGAGAGCCUUUUCCAAAAUGGGUCAGUGAGUUGUACUCACUGUAUUGAUCCUAGAAAACACACAUGGAAUGAUCCUGGAUUGGCUAUAAACUGGAACUGGGAAAAAUUUUUAUGUGUGACAAUCAGAGAGGAGAGACUUUUUUACAAUGGUCAGAAAUGGUCCCUCUGCUCCUACAGAAAUGCCCAGUAGUAGUGCUCAUUCCUCAGAUGGAAGAUAGUUAAACACUGAAAAUUUCUGAAAUCCCACCUUAGGAAGUUUUUACAUACCAGGAUGCAGCCAUCUUAUUGACCGUAUAAAUGAAAAGAUAAAACUUGUACAGUGAAACGAAGUGCAAUAGAAAUAAUAGGAUGCAAGAACAGCAAUCUGCAGUAUUACAAAGGUGCUAUGCAGGAAAUUCCUUGGCAUCUAGAAACUAUGCCCUAGAGUCUCACUAAUAAUACUCCUACAUUUUAAGUACCAGGCAGAUCUGAUCUGUAGGUAACUCAUGAGCAAGUGCUGUUUGUUCAGGGCUUAGUAAAUUUUAGGCGACGUGACUACUGAUGAAUCAGUGUAAUCCAGUGUAGUACAGUGCAGACUAAUUAGUAAUGCAGUGGGGAUCUACUUUAAGCCUUCCCCAAAAUUUAACCAUUAUUACAGAUAGAUCAGCGCAAAAGUAUUUCUUCUAUGUACAGUACCAAUUAAACAAGUCAUUUUCCAUAAGAAACUGGCCAAAGCAAUAGAAGUAUUCUAAUGCUACUGUGUAAAUUCCAGUUCCUUCUUCCUUUGAAUGCUAUGCUUUGUCCUAGAUUAUCAAACAGAGUUUCUAAGCCAUUAAUGAGCACCUUUCACUGGAGCAUGUAAGUAUACUUUGUACUUCUGAAAAGUCACAUGGACAUUCAUAUAAAAAAAGUAAACAAAACCCCAAAAUGAGAAAACAGUAACUGAAGGUUUAGAGACUUUUAGAUGAGGAACAGUUGAAACUUGCUUUUAUUUCACUCUGCAGAUGCAACUACACACAUCAGUACAAAAUGUUCUCUGAAAAUUUCUAAGGAACAGAGACUUUCAUGACACAAUGAAAAUACGACAACUCAUAAAAUAAGUUUACAAAAUUAAGAAUUACAGAGCUACAGACAAGACUAAAUUACAGAAUGCUUGCUGAAAAGAUAUUACUAAGGAGACACAGCCUUCUACCAAGUUUUCAUCAUUUUAAGAACAAUAUUUUCACUUGGGUUAGUAAAGCAAAAGUGUGACUGUCUGCAGGCAGCAGCCUAUGACUCGCCUGGCAGUGAAAGGAAAUCCCUGAGACAUGUACAUCCAUGUGCUAUCGCAAGUGGAAAAAGAGGUAGGCAGGAGUUCCCUCCCUGAUGUAUCUGCCUCUGAUGGUUAUCCAAAAGCAAAUACCAGGCUUUGAGUUCAUCUGGCCUGGCUGUUUUAAUCCUUUAGCACUUUUCACUGAUAAUAGUCAAACAUAUUGCUUGCUUUCCUCUGUACCUAACACCACUGACCUGACAUUACAGCAGAUGCUGUUCUGGCAAAUCCUCCCUGCAGCACUCAGGGACAUGGGCAGAGAUGGAUUGCUGCUGUUGAAAACUGCUCUCUCACACUUGUGUUCCAGAUGUAAUAUCUCUCCACUGGGCAAAAUUACCUUAGUUGCUUUUCUGCUACUGGCUGAAAGAGACAUUAAAUAAAAACCAGUAGUACCCUGGGUUUUUUCUGAGGCUCUCAUUUCAGGCUGUUUUUAGAAAAUGAAGUAUCUGGGGUAUUUUUCAGUUUCUGUAUUGUCUCUAACAUCUCUCUUACACCUCAUGUACUGUUCUCCCCACUCUGUACCCUGCUGUUACCAUUCCCAAUGCAGACUCUAGUCUUCCUUAUGUGAGAAAACAUAACUGAGUUCAAACUACAAAGAAAACUAAAACAAAAAAAUUAAAAAGGGGAUAAAAAAAAGAGGAAAAAGAGGAAAGGAAAAAAGGAAAAAAAAAAAAAAAAAGAAAAGGCAAUUUGGCCAAAAUCAGUUCAAGACAUUCCACAAGUUCAAUGUCAGCAUGCCUUACACAGUUUGACUCAGCCUGCAUGCUGCAAGAUUGAUCCCAAAAGGCACACUUGCCCUGGGUGAAGAGUCCCCCUGAAAGGUUAAAAUUCCUGCAAUAGCUACCAGGUAGGCAGAAAGAGAUAAGGUAGCAGAUAACAGGGAAUUUCGUGGCAUUUCCUGCAGCCACCCUCCCACAGGAGCUAGCUUUCGUCCAUUUGAUGUAUUUAAUCUACUCACACGUAGUUCACUCAGAAAGAGGCAACUUGAGACUUGUACUACCCAGCACCUAAACAGAGGCGUUUAGUUUCACAUACACAAAUAACAAAAAUAGUCAAAAUACAAAGACAGACACACAUCAUGCAAAAUCCAUUAAACCACAUUAAAAUACCCAAACACACGGCAGCAUGUAGCAUAUACGAUGUGUGUAUCAGGUGUGGAGGCUGAUAAGGUUCGCGGGUCUGACUGCCGGGAGUCUCUGCGCGGCUGGGGCUGGCCGGGACCCCGCGGGCAGGUGAGCGGCGGAGGGUGCGGGGGGAGCCCGGCCCGCAAGGAGUUACGGAGCGCGAUUACUUCAUGUUCCCACCGAGCCACCCCCUCCAGCCCAUUUCACAAUCCCGGCUCUCGAGCAGUCCUGUCAAGCCGGGCGCGAUCCGUGAGCACACACCCCCCGUGUUCUCAUGCCGGAUUUUCCCAGGCCAUGAAUAAUCUCGAAGCCCCCUCAAUAAAUACACGUUCAGGGAUGCCCGGAGCUCACUCAACCCGCCAGCCUCGCCGACGAGAAGGGGCCGAGGCCGGAGCCGAGCAGCAGGCGCACGAUGAAGUUUCCCCGGGACUGUGGCUGUGUCCGCGCCGCGCUGCUGCCGCCGCCGCUGCUGCUGCUGCUGCUGGUGCCGCGGGCCGCCGCCGCCCCGCUGCCCCCCGCGGACUCCUCGGGGGAGGCCGAGCUGGACGGGGCGGCGGCGCGGAGAGCGGGGCUGCCCAACAGCCUGCAGCAGGCGCAGCUGCUGCACGCCCGGGCCGCGGAGCUGCAGGACGAGGUGGGUACUGCCGCACCGCACGGCCCGGACGCGGCUGCCUUCGGACAAGGCGCGACCAAACCUCUCCGUGUCUCUCCCCAGAUGUGCGAGAAGUUCACCGUCUGCCAGAACAGCAUGGAAAUGCUCCUCCGCAACAACCUCAACCUCCCCAAGGUGACGGAGGAAGAUGGGUGUCUGCUCGCCGGCUUCAAUGAGGAUAAAUGCUUGAGAAAAAUCUCCAGCGGGCUUUAUACAUUUCAGACAUACCUCAAAUAUAUACAAGAAACUUUUACUAGUGAAAAGCAAAAUGUUCAAUCACUAUGCCAUAGUACAGAGCUCCUGGCAGGUACCAUAAGACAGAUGGUGAUAAAUCCUGAAGAAGUGAUCAUCCCAGAUGCAGCUACCCAGGAAUCUCUCCACACAAAGCUGAAGUCCAUUAAGGCCUGGACAGAGAAAAUCACCAUCCAUCUCAUCCUCCGAGAUUUUACUUCAUUUAUGGAGAAGACAGUGAGGGCUGUGCGCUAUUUGAAAAACACCAGGAGUUUCAGUGUCUGAAUGUUUUAGUUCAGGCACAAUCCUUUAGUUACAAAUCUGUCAGGUGGCAGACAAAUGUUGUUCUGUUUUAAGAACUAGCAAUACUAACAAUAGGUUGCAUCUAUAUACAUUCCCAUUUCCCUCAAUGAACUUAUUUAUUAUAUUUAAA